CCGAGAAUGCGCAAAGAACCUGGCUAUGGAACCAGCAGAGUGGCCGUGGCCAGUAAGAAGUGGAAACUGAGGGCGGUUCUGCUGCCAGUUGCCUUCGCCAGUAUGGUUCAGCAUCCAACCUUCUUCUUGCGCCAAGCUUUCUCCAGGACUUCAGCAGCUCGAAUGAGAGGCACUGGACAGGCCCAACUGUCAUUGGACUCGCCCCUAGCUGCGCCAUUGCGCACUCCGUGGUUUCCUGAACGGAAACCACUGCCUGAACGUUUGGUUCGCUUGGGCCACUGCAUGCUGGUUCCCGCUCUGGGGGCAUCCAAGCAGGAUGACCAGUUGGCUCAAAUGUUGAUGGAAGACAUCAAUAGAGCAGGAAAACAUUUGAGGAUGCAUCGGAGCAAACGGCACCUGCAGAUUUGGGGUGAACACCUGACUUCCUCCAAGACCUUCACUGCAGUGGUGGCCAGACUCACUUCACUCUUCGGGAUGUCCAUGGUGGAUUGUUGGGUCAACGUCUACCGGAAUGGUGGAGAAGAGAAGUCAGCUCAUCAUGACAACUACAAGGACCGGCGCCCAAAGCCCUGCGUGACCUUAGGGUUGAGCUUGGGCAGCCCCAGAGAUAUGCUUUUCAGGGAUAGGUUCAGUGGUGAAGAGUUUCGCGUGGAGCAGCGGAAUGGAGAUGUUUUCGCUUUUGACUCCACCUUCAACAAUCUCUUCAGCCAUGCCAUUCCUGUAGCCGAAGGCGACUCUAGCCUGCGCUUGUCUAUUAUCAUUUGGGCCACGGCUGGUGAUGACUUAGCUGUCCCUACUGUCACACGGAAAGGAGCAGGAUUCCCCAACCCAGAGGUGGUGAGGAAGAUGAAGGGGGGACCUUAUCUGAGGGUGCCAUGAAUUAGAAUCUAGUUCCCACUGGCUGCCUGGAGCGGCUAAGGAACUGGUCUGACUGGGAUCUUGCAGAUGGCCUGUGGUCUGAUUCAAGUGCUUUAGCCAGCUAGCCAGCAUUUUUGGCGUGGGUCCAGCAGCAAGAACACCUGCUCCUUCAAGUGGCCAUUGUCUCACCACCGUUUCGGGCUCCAAUAAUGCCCCAAAGUUGAGCUGUCUCCGCAAGACAAGCAGA
Messenger RNA from Cladocopium goreaui, 1105 nucleotides. The record is from the annotation of a GenBank genome assembly. Lineage: Eukaryota; Dinophyceae; Suessiales; Symbiodiniaceae.